This is a messenger RNA of Terrapene triunguis (Three-toed box turtle), 1946 nucleotides long. RefSeq names its product innate immunity activator (gene INAVA). The transcript is spliced from 9 exons. The record is from RefSeq and is a predicted model, not a curated record. The coding region runs from base 70 to 1881 and encodes 603 amino acids. Gene Ontology annotation, biological process: positive regulation of protein ubiquitination; adherens junction maintenance. NCBI's taxonomy places the organism in Eukaryota, Metazoa, Chordata, Testudines, Emydidae.
CCCACUCCCAGGAGCCCCAGCGUGGGUCUCUGCGCCUCACAGUUCCUGCCCCUGGGGCCACCACCGCCCAUGGAGAGUAAAGAGGACGGCAGCGACUCGGACAGCGGGAUCAUGCUGCACUCAGGCCCGGACAGCCCCGUGUCUCCACUGAAGGACCUGACCCAGGCGGUGCGCAAGCAGCAGCAGGAGCUGGCAGCGCGGCUGGAGGCCUGUCUGGCGGAGCUGAGGAAGCUGUGUCUGCGCGAGGCGGAGCUCACGGGCAUGCUGCCACAGGAGUACCCCCUGAAGCAGGGGGACAGGCCCCCCAAGGUGCGGCGGAGGAUCGGCACCGCAUUCAAACUGGACGAGAAGACAAUCAUCUCGCAAGGAGUGGACCCGCUGAGCACGCUGGAGAGAGACCUGGCCCUGCAGCUGCAGAUCGCCGCGGCCACACAUCGCCUCUACCGGGAAGAGAACAUCAGCAAGCACAUCAAGAAGCGGCGGAAGAACAUGGUGCUGAAGGAGGAGAAGAAGCUGAAGGAGCUGGAGAAUGCCCUCAAUGAGUGUCGCUUGACAGCCAAGCAGGAGCCCAGGGCCAGCAUCACAGCCCUCGGGGAGCUGAGUGCCUCGGAUGACAGCUCCCUCUCGGAUGCCAUCCUGCUGGAGGAGGAAGAAAUCCAGGCUCCGAAUCAUUGUGCUGCCCAGCAGCUCACGGUGCCAGUCCAGCCCGGCACGCCGCACAGCUCCCCGGACCUGCCCACCCGCUGUGCCCCUCCCCAGCAGCGUGAGGGGCUGCCACCCACGCAGAGCGAAGUCCUGGAGCUGGAGCGCUCGCCCAUCCAGAACAGCCCCUGGAAGGAGACCAGCCUCGACAGGCCCUACGAGAAGCCCAGGAAGCACUCGGCUGAGUCCUGCAGUCUGCCAAGCAGCCCAGCCGGGACACCCGUGCCAGCGCCUGCCCGCAGCCCAGCCGCUCAGAGGACAGCUGAGACGCCCCGCUACCACUUUGUCCCCAUCCAGACCUUGGCCUUGUGGAGGCAGGCUGGCUCCAGUGGGCCGCCGACCCCAGAGAUGCAGGCGAGGAGAGGGCAAUCCCAGUCCAUGAGGGUGGAUGUGUCCCGGGACCGAGCGGAGCUUCGGGGGAGGAGCGUGCUGCCAAGACGACGCCCCACCUACUACACGGUCACCGUCCCCAACUACUGCUUCCCUCCAUCCAAACCUGGCCUGGCCUCCCACUCCAUCUACCACUCCAGUUCCGAGGACAGCAACUCGGACGUCUCCAGCAUCACAUACGCCCCGUCGCCUGGCAGCAGCAGCCCUGACAUCUCCUUCCUGAGGCCGGUGCCCCCGCCGUCCACAGAGCAGCCCUCACCGGUGUUGAGGGGCCCGCGCUCCGCAGCCGAGGCAGCGUACUAUUACCAGACCCCCCAGAAGCGGCUGCUGCCUCCCAGUUACUUCCCGACUGUGGAGUAUGUGGCUGGGCGGGAGCUCUGCCAGGGCUACCCCUCCCUGCGGCCUGGCAGCCCAGCUCCGUUCCCCUACGAGCAGGACGUGGUGCAGCUGCGCUGCCACUGGCUGGGCCCGGCCCCCAGCCGGCUCAUGCGCACCCCGUCCCUCAAGGACUACGCCCCGGGCAGCGGCAGGGCCCUCGCCAAGUCAGCCGUGUCGGAGGAGCUGAAGUCGUGGCAUGAGCGCACCAAGCUGCGGAACUUGCGGCCCCACUCGCUGGACAGGCAGGGGGCCUUCCGCGUGCGGAACGCGCCGGGCAGGGAGCUGUACGCCUCGCGCUCCGCCGGGCAGCAGGCUCAGGUGUGUCAGAUCCACGUCCUGAAGCGGUCCCCCGAGGGAGCUCCUGUGCAGGUCUACGUGCCAGAGAACGGGGAGGUCGUCACUCAGGUCUAGAGUCUGGGCCUGCUGCCAAGCCCUCGCCAAGAGAGCCCCGUGCCCAGCUGGUGAGAAGAGGCAGC